Molecule: messenger RNA, 885 nt
Organism: Selaginella moellendorffii
Lineage: Eukaryota; Viridiplantae; Streptophyta; Lycopodiopsida; Selaginellales; Selaginellaceae
Exons: 6
Coding region: 202-660 (152 amino acids)
Cellular component (GO): chloroplast
Source: RefSeq, a predicted model, not a curated record
CCAGCAAGGAGAUCAUGGCCAAAGCUCUCUGGCAGCGAUGGUGAGGACGAGCCACCGCCAACGAAGAAAAAGAAGCAAUCGGCAGCAGUGGAUGCUGCGUACACACCUCAUCCUAAGAAGAAAAGAAGGUAGCAAAGCAGCAGUGUUUCUGAAUGGUGACGAUAAUGUAGUGGAUUUUGUGGCUUCGUUUUAAUUCUGGCUAUGGCGGCAUUGUUGCUCCUCCCCUCGUUGUUCACGGGCGUAGAUUGUCUCAAGUCUGUGAGCCAGCGCCGGAAUGUCAGGCCCAUUGCCAUUGGCAGGAGGGAACCGAGGAAGCGGGAAACUGUGGCAUUUUCUUCAGGGAAUGGGAGCGCUGGAAAGCGAGCCGUGGACGACAUGGAACGAUACUUGGAAGAUUUGUCGCUGGAAUACGAGAGCGUUUGGGAUACAAAGCCUGCCUGGUGCCAGCCUUGGAGCAUUGUAGCCACAGGAAUACUGACGAUUGGAGCGUCUUGGCCAGUUUUCCACUCCAUUCCGGUUACUUCUUUUGUCACCUUGGUAAUCGCAGCAUGGUGGUUUGUGUUCCUCUACUCGUAUCCACAGGCAUACACACAGAUGAUCGCGGAGAGGCGAAAGAAAGUCGAGGAUGGCGACGAGGAUACAUUCGGCAAUCCACAGUGACUUUACAAUGGCUUCAUACUGUUUCCUUGGCGGUCUCACCGUCUUUAGUGCUACUCUCGGCUGUAAGUGGUGCAUCUCCUGCACAGGAGUCCUUGACGUCUUUCAUUAUAAGCAUUAGCAGAGGGACGCUGAGCACCAAGAGUCCCCAGUUGACGAGCAGCUGGACUAAAAACCUGACCUUGUGUGCGUCCAGUUGCCAUGCCACCGCUGCUCCAGCACUUUGCA